AUGAAGGCCUCAAUUGUUUUCUUCACCAUCGCAGGCAUUGCACUUGCCGCACCCCUCCCUCAAUAUGAGGGCCCCGGCGAAGAACCAUUGUACGAAUACUUUGGCGGAGUUCCCAACUACAGUCCCUACCCCUACCAGCCGAACGAACAGUAUGGGCAGGCACAAUACUCUCCGUAUUCAAUGGAAGAGGCGCCACCGCCGCAGCUUCUAGCCCCUCCAGCCCUAGGACCUCUCGACCGUCCUAGUGACCACGAUGAAUCAGCUGGUGUACCUCUCUCAGCUCAUCAAAUCCCUAAGCCAAGGCUUCCAAAGCCGCCCGGUUCUGGGCGGAGACCGCUCACGAAGCCGGUGUCUGAGAAACCUCAAGACAAGAGCUCUCUCGCUGAGAAGCUUUCCAACGACUUUGAAUUCGCUGGGCCAGCCCCUACCUACGCUGAUGGUCCAGUUUCAGCUGCUGCUCCGGCGCCAAGCACCGGAAGACCUACCAUCACUGAAGAUAGGACAGAUGACAACGAAGCUGUUCGCUAUCACGUUAACGUUGGUGGGGUGCAGAAGGGGGGUAACGGUGGCACCACCAACUUCCACGUCUUCUCAGAUGAAAACGGAGAUAAGAUGUUCUCGAACGAGAUGGAUGAGGAGACUGAGCGGUACAUUACCGAGAACAUGAUCCCCAAGCUUGGUGGAAAGAGAAAGGGGAAGUCCACACCAGGAGUUUGGAGUGUCUUUGGAGACAAAUAG
Molecule: messenger RNA, 738 nt
Organism: Morchella sextelata
Lineage: Eukaryota; Fungi; Ascomycota; Pezizomycetes; Pezizales; Morchellaceae
Exons: 1
Coding region: 1-738 (245 amino acids)
Source: RefSeq, a predicted model, not a curated record